GCCACCAUGGCCCAGAGCGAGCAGGAGCUGCCCGAGGGCUUCCGGCAGCUGAAGACGCAGGUGGCGGGCCACACAUUCGAGGAGAGCAACGCGGAGGCAGUGGGUCUCCUGCAGGAUUCCAGGGCGGGAUGCGUGCUGAAGCCGCUGGGGAAGCCAGAGUGCGGCGAACGGGAGCUGCGCUUCUAUGAGUCACUGGCCUCGGGUGACAAUGACCUUGCCCUGCUCCGCGGUCACGUCCCCCGGUUUUACGGCCCCCUCAAACUGGUUGUGAAUCGGCGCGAGCGCACGUUCCUCCGCCUGGAAGAUCUCACGCGUGGGAUGCGCCAGCCGUGCGUCAUGGACGUCAAGAUGGGUAAACGAACCUGGGACCCGGCAGCGUCGCUCAACAAGCGGAAGCUGGAGGAGGCCAAGUAUGUGAAGUGCAAACAGGAGCUGGGUCUUUGUUUACCCGGUUUCCAGGUGUACAGGCCAAGCAGAUCGGAUGAGGAGCAUCCCAAGGAAGCGACAAUCCUGCGCCACGGCAAGGACUAUGGGAAAAGCUUAAGCGUAGAGGGAUUCAAGCAGACGAUGGCCUUGUUCUUCAACAUCUCCAGGGAUUCCAGGAACAGGAGAGCGGGCACCGAGCUGCUGCUCAACGAGGUGCUCCGCCAGCUGCAGGAGAUCCUCGCGUGGUUCCAGCGGCAGCGCCAAUUGCAUUUCUACGCCAGCUCCCUGCUCAUCUGCUACGAUUACGCGCGACUGGGGAAUCCGCCGAUGAGCCAGUCGCUGCUCAAUGGCCACCGCAGCAAGGAGGACGAUCCCGCCAGCUGGGUGCAGGUCCGGAUGAUUGACUUUGCCCACGUCUAUCCGGCGGAGCAGGGUCAGCCGGAUGAGAACUACAUGUUCGGCCUGCGCAGCCUGAUCCAAGUUGUCCAGUCAAUACUCCACCGAUGAUCAAUACUCGCCAACGGGGACCAAGAAGUAGACGGAGAGAAGAUGAUGUUCCAAUCUCAACGCAAUGAGAUACUUUUGUAUUAUCGCCUAAGCCAAAAGAUUAGUCCACAGUAGACGUGCCCACCUGUUGAGGGUUUGGGGAGCUACUCUAAAACGUAGAAUAAAACCCGGUUUUUUUACAAA
Molecule: messenger RNA, 1116 nt
Organism: Drosophila takahashii
Lineage: Eukaryota; Metazoa; Arthropoda; Insecta; Diptera; Drosophilidae
Gene: Ipk2
Product: Inositol phosphate kinase 2
Biological process (GO): inositol phosphate biosynthetic process
Cellular component (GO): nucleus; cytoplasm
Molecular function (GO): inositol tetrakisphosphate kinase activity; inositol-1,4,5-trisphosphate 3-kinase activity
Source: RefSeq, a predicted model, not a curated record